AUGCGAUCCAGCUAUUGGCUGCUAUUUAUUGGGCUUUCUAUUCAUUUCUUAAGCAAAACUAUUGGAAAUAUCCCUAUUUUUUGCUAGAAAACCUACCCUCUUAAGCAAAAAUAUAAUUUAAUAAAUUUUUAAUAAAAUUAAUAUUUACUUUAAAAUUUUUUUCGUUAUUUUCAAAAUUUUUUGUUGUCUCAUGGAGAGGGGAGUAAGCAAUUUUCUCAAGAGGCUAUUCAGUUUAUGACGAAACAAUACCAACUUUAAGAGACUGUCCUGCUUUAGAUGCAAACAAACAUAUUGAGAUUAUGAGGGCUAGUAUUUACUAUAAAAGUAGGCAAAAAACAGAUAUAUUCAUGAAAUUGGUUUUUGAUUCUAGCUCCCCUCUUCUUAAGAAACAAAACCAUUGGAAAAUCCCUAAUUUUUACCCAAAAACCUCCGCGAGCGAACAAAAAAUUUUUUGAUAUAUAAGCGAUAAUUAUAAUGAAAUCUUUACCUAAUUCUGACUAAUUUUAAACAGCUUGCAUUUUAAAUCAUAAAUUUCGAAAAUUAAAUAAAUAUUUAUUUCAAAUUUUUUGAGAAUUGGGAUUUUUUUUAAAUUUCGAAAAUAACAUUUAUAUAAAUUUUUUUAAAACAAAAAUUAAACCCCUCCUUGAGCCAAAAAAUUUUUUUUAUUCCCUUACGGAGAGGGUGUAAUUAUAUUUAUACACUCCUUACACCCUAUAUAAUCCCUGAAGAAAUAAAAAAACUCAAGAACAGCCCAGACGAGAUCCGAGUAUUUUACCCUUCUGCUAUAUGACUUGAAGAAAGAAAUGUUUUUCUUGCCGUUGUUCAAGUAAAUCUUUGAGACACUUAUAGUUUCCUCUACUCUACUUUUUUUGAUUCAGAAUGAAAUGAAAUUCGCGACGAAGAUUACAUUGGCAAUACCAAGGUUCCUGGAAUCAUGGAAAUCGAAAAAAUAUGGUUGCUGUAUUUGUCAGGGCCCGAAGAUCCCAGGAUCUUCCGAGGUCCUAAAGGAGAGCUGUAUUUUAUCUUUAAUAAGCUGACAAAAGAUUUUAAAAGGACAAUAAAUAUUUAUAGCUAUUCUACUGGGACUUCAAGGCAGCUCGUCUUAGAGGAACAUCUAUGCAGCCAACAUAUCCUGGAGAAAGAUUGGACCCCUUUAAUUGUAGAUGAUGAGCAUAUGUAUUUCAUCUAUAACUAUAAAAAUUUGCAAAUUAUUGACUGCACUGAGGAAAACGAAACAUGCAAAAAGGUUAAGGGGAUAUAUGAUCCUGUUCUCAACUCUAUAAGGGGAGGUUCUCCAUACGCAAGGUAUGCUGACACAAACUAUUUUAUCUCCUUUAUAUACACUAAUGUAAGUCAAGACGCUCCUGAAAUCAAAAUGAAGCCUUACAGGCCAGCGUUAUCCAUAAUAGAGUACAUUGAAGGAGUCAGGCCAGACUUCAAGCUAAUUUAUGCAAGUGAGCCCAUUGAUUUUGGAAAUAGAGUGUUUUUGUCUCCAGUGUCACAAUAUAAAUCUAUAAAGCAAACUUUUGAUAGCGCUAUGUCAAGGAUUCUGAUGGUUCACUCUAUAUCAAGAUGAAAUUACAAAGAAGAUAUUGUGGAUUUAACUCUCACAGUUAAUGAGUCUUUUGCUAUCGCUAUUAGGGUAAAAGGCAUAACUGACCUUGUUCAAUUCAUAAUCAAUAUGUAUGAAUAUGGGAGAAUUGAAGAAAAAGAAGACUGUGCGAUACUCCUGGCCUUCAAUUAUCACAGGCAAUUAUGGCCAAGGCAUCUUUUCAACACUAUUAAAUUCAGCUAA
Blepharisma stoltei is the source of this 1795-nucleotide messenger RNA. The record is from the annotation of a GenBank genome assembly. Lineage: Eukaryota; Ciliophora; Heterotrichea; Heterotrichida; Blepharismidae.